AUGGUGGAAGCUGCCACAUCCGGUGGUGAUGUAAGGAGGUUGCUGUCUGCAGACUGGGGAGUCGAAGAGGGGGAGGCCUCGGACUUCUCGCUGGCCUGGGAUUCCUCCGUGACAGCCUCAGGAGGCCUGGACGGAGAGCCCGAGUGUGAGCAGAAGGCCGGCCGGGCGCUGGAGGACAGGAACAGCGUGACCAGCCAGGAGGAGAGAAAUGAGGACGAUGAUGACAUGGAGGAUGAGUCCCUCUACACCUGCGAUCACUGCCAGCAGGACUUCGAGUCGCUGGCGGACCUGACGGACCACCGGGCCCACCGCUGUCCUGGAGAUGCUGACGACGACCCACAGCUCUCCUGGGUGGCCUCGUCUCCCUCCAGCAAGGAUGUGGCGUCCCCCACGCAGAUGAUCGGGGAUGGCUGCGACCUGGGCCUGGGCGAGGAGGAAGGGGGCACGGGCCUGCCGUACCCGUGCCAGUUCUGCGACAAGUCCUUCAUCCGCCUGAGCUACCUGAAGCGGCACGAGCAGAUCCACAGCGACAAGCUGCCGUUCAAGUGCACCUACUGCAGCCGCCUCUUCAAGCACAAGCGCAGCCGCGACCGCCACAUCAAGCUGCACACGGGCGACAAGAAGUACCACUGCCACGAGUGCGAGGCCGCCUUCUCCCGCAGCGACCACCUCAAGAUCCACCUGAAGACGCACAGCUCCAGCAAGCCCUUCAAGUGCUCGGUGUGCAAGCGCGGCUUCUCGUCCACCAGCUCGCUGCAGAGCCACAUGCAGGCGCACAAGAAGAACAAGGAGCACCUGGCCAAGUGCGAGAAGGAAGCCCGCAAGGACGACUUCAUGUGCGACUACUGCGAGGACACCUUCAGCCAGACGGAGGCGCUGGAGAAGCACGUGCUCACGCGGCACCCGCAGCUCUCCGAGAAGGCCGACCUGCAGUGCAUCCACUGCCCCGAGGCCUUCGGCGACGAGGGCGCGCUGCUCGCCCACAUCCACCAGGCCCACGCCCACCAGAAGCACAAGUGCCCCAUGUGCCCCGAGCAGUUCUCCUCCGUGGAGGGCGUCUACUGCCACCUGGACAGCCACCGGCAGCCCGACUCCAGCAACCACAGCGCCAGCCCCGACCCCGUGCUGGGCAGCGUGGCCUCCAUGAGCAGCGCCACGCCCGACUCCAGCGCCUCGGUGGAGCGCGGCUCCACCCCGGACUCCACCCUGAAGCCGCUGCGGGGCUCCAAGAAGAUGCGGGAGGACGGGCAGGGCUGGUCCAAGGUGGCGUACAGCUGCCCCUACUGCUCCAAGCGGGACUUCCCCAGCCUGGCCGUGCUGGAGAUCCACCUGAAGACCAUGCACGCCGACAAGCCGCAGCAGAGCCACACGUGCCAGAUCUGCCUGGACGCCGUGCCCACGCUGUACACGCUCAACGAGCACGUGCUCAAGCUGCACAAGAACCACGCCUCCCCCGCGCUGCCCUUCGGCGGCCUGUCCGCCUUCCACUGCAACUACUGCCCCGAGAUGUUCGCCGACAUCAACAGCCUGCAGGAGCACAUCCGCGUGUCCCACUGCGGCCCCGGCGCCAACCCGGCGGACGGCAGCAACGCCUUCUUCUGCAACCAGUGCUCCAUGGGCUUCCUGACCGAGUCCUCCCUCACCGAGCACAUCCAGCAGGCCCACUGCGGCGUGGGCGGCGCCAAGCUCGAGUCCCCCGUGGCGCGGCCCGCGCAGUCCUUCAUGGAGGUCUACUCCUGCCCCUACUGCACCAACUCGCCCAUCUUCGGCUCCAUCCUGAAGCUCACCAAGCACAUCAAGGAGAACCACAAGAACAUCCCGCUGGCCCACGGCAAGAAGUCCAAGGCAGAGCAGAGCCCCGUCUCCUCCGACGUGGAGGUGUCGUCCCCGAAGCGGCAGCGGCUGGCGCUGAGCGCCGACGCCAUCUCCAACGGCGAGUACCCCUGCAACCAGUGCGACCUCAAGUUCUCCAGCUUCGAGAGCUUCCAGACGCACCUCAAGCUGCACCUGGAGCUGCUGCUGCGGAAGCAGGCCUGCCCCCAGUGCAAGGAGGACUUCGACUCCCAGGAGUCCCUGCUGCAGCACCUGACGGUGCACUACAUGACCACGUCCACCCACUACGUGUGCGAGAGCUGCGACAAGCAGUUCUCCUCGGUGGACGACCUGCAGAAGCACCUGCUG
Molecule: messenger RNA, 2181 nt
Organism: Myotis davidii
Lineage: Eukaryota; Metazoa; Chordata; Mammalia; Chiroptera; Vespertilionidae
Product: zinc finger protein 423
Exons: 4
Source: RefSeq, a predicted model, not a curated record